This is a messenger RNA of Diorhabda carinulata, 309 nucleotides long. RefSeq lists its product as uncharacterized. The record is from RefSeq and is a predicted model, not a curated record. The coding region runs from base 1 to 309 and encodes 102 amino acids. Gene Ontology annotation, cellular component: nucleus. The transcript has a single exon. Lineage: Eukaryota; Metazoa; Arthropoda; Insecta; Coleoptera; Chrysomelidae.
AUGACCUCCACGAACAUAAAUGUUGGAUUAAGUGAUUCUACAAGGAAUUCUAGUAGAGUAUUGAGACCUCCGGGUGGUGGACACACGAAUAUUUUUGAUAAUGAGAAGAACGAGACUAAAACUACUAGGAAAGAUCAUGGCAGAAAUGCUUCAUCAAUUCUUGAAGGAACUAAUACAGACAUUACACAAACAAGUCCAGUGAAGACUGUUCUUCCUUCUUCACAGCCCGAAAUAAGUAAAGAACCAGCAUCUUCUGUCCAACAGAAAGGAAGAGUCCCUCCAGGAGGAUUUUCAUCAAAGCUUUGGUGA